Messenger RNA from Esox lucius (northern pike), 2410 nucleotides. RefSeq names its product E3 ubiquitin/ISG15 ligase TRIM25. The transcript has 6 exons. Gene Ontology annotation, molecular function: zinc ion binding; protein binding. Lineage: Eukaryota; Metazoa; Chordata; Actinopteri; Esociformes; Esocidae. Bases 138 to 1784 code for a protein of 548 amino acids. The record is from RefSeq and is a predicted model, not a curated record.
ACAAUCUUGUCUUGCAGAGCCACAAUAAAGUAACUCUGCUUGAUCACUGUUGUCUCUGUGUAUGACAGUUUAAAUUGUAACAUUGAUUUCAGUUUCAGGUAUAAGACAGACCUCCCUAUUAUUAGUGUUUGUUUAAAAUGGCAGAAGACAUCAACUCUUUUUGUUGUUCAAUCUGUUUAGAUCUACUAAAGGAUCCAGUAACUAUUCCCUGUGGACACAGCUACUGUAUGAGUUGUAUUAAGGCCUGCUUGGAUCAGGAAGAUGACAAGGGUAUCUACAGCUGCCCCCAGUGCAGACAGACCUUCAUACCAAGACCUGUUCUAAACAGGAACACCAUGUUUUCUGAAGUGGUGGAGAAAAUGAAGAAGACAAGACUCCAAGCUGCUCCUCCUGAUCAUUAUUAUGCUGGACCUGGAUAUGUGGAGUGUGAUUCCUGCACUGGAAGAAAACUCAAAGCUGUCAAGUCCUGUCUGGUGUGUCUGGCCUCUUUCUGUGAGUCUCACCUCCAGCCUCACUAUGAAUCUCCUGCCUUUAAAAAGCACAAAUUGGUCCAGGCCUCGACAAAACUACAGGAGAAAAUUUGCUCUCAUCAUGGAGAACUACUAGAUAUUUACUGCUAUACUGAUCAGCAGUGUAUCUGUUAUCUUUGUACAAUGGAUGAACAUAAAGGACAUGAUACAGUCUCAGCUGCAGCAGAAAGGACUGACAAACAGAAGCAGUUGGGGGAGAAACUUCAGAAAUCCCAGAAGAGAAUCCAGGAGAGAGAGAAGGAGAUUCAGGAGCUGAGACAGGCUGUGGACUCUCUGAAGCACUCUGCACAGGCAGCAGUGGAGGACAGUGAGAGGAUCUUUACUGAGCUUAUCUGCUACAUUGAGAAAAGACGCUCUGAGUUGAAGGAGCUGAUCAGAGCUCAGGAGAAGGCUGAAGUGAGUCGGGCUGAAGGACUCUUGGAACAACUGCAGCAGGAGUUUUCUAAACAGAGGAGGAGAGAUUUUGAGCUGAAGCAGCUCUCACUCUCAGAGGAUCACAUCCAUUUCCUCCAGAGUUUCCAUUCUCUCUGUGUCCCUCCUGGAUCUGAGCCCUUGACUAGCACCACUUUCCUUCCACACAUCUCCUUUGAGCAUGUGAAGGAAUCAGUCACUAAACUGAAAGAUCAAAUGCAGGAUGUAUGCAAAAAGGAAAUGGACAUGAUAUCUGGCAAAGUGACUACAGUUGAGAUGAAUCAACCUGCUCAGCCCGAGACCAGAGAGGAUUUCUUAAAAUAUUCCUGCCAGCUGACAUUGGAUCCCAAUACAGUAAAUCAGUCCUUGUGUCUGUCUGAGGGGAACAGAAAGGUGACAUGGAGUUAUAAGACCCAAUCCUAUUAUGACCAUCCAGACAGAUUUACCUCCUAUAAACAGGUGCUGUGUAAACAGGGUCUGUCUGGAGUCUGUUACUGGGAGGUGGAGUGGAAUGGGGAAGGGGUUAAUGUAGUUAUGUCGUAUAAAGGGAUCAGCAGGAAAGGAAGUGGUUAUGAGUGUGUUUUUGGCCAUAAUGAUCAGUCCUGGAGGCUAUACUGCUCUAGAUCCAGAUGUUGUUUUUACCAUAGUAUGAAAAUGACUGAUAUCCCUGUCCCCUGCUCCUCCAGAGUAGGAGUGUAUCUGGACCACAGGGCAGGAACUCUGUCUUUCUACAGUGUCUCUAAAACAAUGACCCUCCUCCACAGAGUCCAGACCACAUUCACUCAGCCACUCUAUCCUGGGUUUACUGUUUAUAAAGGAUCUGUGAAGAUUGUGAUAUCAUAAAGUGCUGUAAGAUAUAGUUUCUUAUUUGCAUGUACAGAGGUGUCAAUCAAACAGAGUGAGUCUGAACCAUUGGUUUGUGAAUGAACAUGGACAUAUAAUGAGACAUGAAAGUUGAUUGAAAUAUAAAAAGAACCAAUCAUAAUUGAGUUUAGUGGAACAGUGGAGCUGUAAUUCAUAAUAAUAUAUUUUGAGGUAGUUACACCAUAUCUGAAAGUGUGUGUUUGAGUUAUGUUGAUCUUAGCACAGAAAAUAGUAAAAUACUUGUAUCAUGCAACAAAUUCAUCAAUGUCAAAAUAGAUGAUACUUGCAAGAAUACCUUGUGACUAUUAUUUGUGAAAUCCAUUUAUUGUCAAAUAAAACAUUAUGCUAUUGCUAAUCUAAUAGCUUUUAUUAAAAUGUUUAAUACGUAAGCAAAAGGUAAUUACAUGGUAUAGAAUUCUUAAAAUGCAUUAUAAUUGAUGGGGUGAGCAGUCAGAAAAAGAGAUGAGAGGAAAACCUUUGCUGUAGUUGUAGGAUUUCCCUCACAAUUUUUUUUAGAACUGCAACAAAAAUAUAUAAUGUAUUUCAUAUCUGUUUGUUUCUUAAAGAAGAAAUUGGUCCAGCGCUCAGGUGAUCAAAAGGGGAAU